Messenger RNA from Penicillium expansum, 408 nucleotides. Its product is annotated as RidA family protein. Gene Ontology annotation, molecular function: deaminase activity. Bases 1 to 408 code for a protein of 135 amino acids. The record is from RefSeq and is a predicted model, not a curated record. Gene Ontology annotation, cellular component: cytosol. Lineage: Eukaryota; Fungi; Ascomycota; Eurotiomycetes; Eurotiales; Aspergillaceae. The transcript has 2 exons.
AUGUCUCACCUUCAGUAUUUCUCCUACAAGGGCGUUGGUGAGAAGAACCGUCAGAACUUCAAGUACAGCCAAGCUGUCAGAAUCGGAGACCGGAUCGAAUGCGCCGGCCAAGGUGGUUGGAACCGUGAGACCGGCGAGUUUUACCGGGAAAUCAAUCAACAAAUCGACCAAGCGUUCGCCAAUGUCGAGCACAACUUGAAGGAUGCUGGUGGUGAAGGCUGGAACCAGGUUUUCCGCGUCAACUCGUACCAUGUGCCCAUUAAUGACGAAGCAUUGGCAGCCAUGGUGCGCAACUUUGAGAAGUACAUGCCCGGUCAUCAGCCCAUCUGGACUUGUGUCGGUGUUCCUCGUCUUGGUGAGGAUGAUAUGCGUGUGGAAAUUGAGGUCGUUGCCCAUGUACCUAAUUGA